AUGUCUUUCUGGGAGGCACCAAUCCCAGCGGCUACCAAGCUUGCACACUACAGAACACUCUCUCCCAACGCAGGCAUUCAUGUCUCUCCCCUCCAGCUCGGCGCGAUGAGCAUUGGAGACAAAUGGGAGCAGUUUGGAGCCGGAUCGAUGAAUAAGGAGUCGAGCUUCAAGCUACUCGACGCGUUCGUCGAAAAUGGCGGCAACUUCAUCGACACGGCCAACAGCUACCAGGAUGAAUCCUCUGAAGAGUUUCUCGGAGAAUGGAUGGAACAACGCGGCAUACGGGACCAGCUUGUCAUCGCGACCAAGGCGCGGAUCCAGUAUACCUCGAACUACAAAACGCGGAAGCCAGGUUAUCUAAACAAGGCCAACUACGCUGGCAACAACGUCAAGUCGAUGCAUCUCAGCGUUGAGGCCAGUCUCAAAAAGCUUCGUACUCCCUAUGUCGAUAUACUCUAUGUCCACUGGUGGGACUGGGACACAAGCAUCGAGGAAGUCAUGAACGGUUUGCACAAUCUUGUCGUUCAGGGGAAAGUGCUCUAUCUGGGCAUCUCCGACGCGCCCGCGUGGGUGGUCGCGGAGGCCAAUCGUUACGCAAAAGACCACGGAAAAUCGCCGUUUGUGAUCUACCAAGGCCGCUGGAAUGUACUGGAGCGUUCUUUUGAGCGCGAAAUCAUACCCAUGGCGCGCGCUCACGGCAAGUAUUCGUUUACCACAAGCAUGGCUCUCGCCCCAUGGGAUGUGCUUGCGGGCGGAAAACUGCGAACUGAUGCUCAGGAUCAGGCACGUCGAGAGAGCGGAGAAAACGGCCGGACAUUGCUGGAUCCUAACUGGGAGCGGAACGAAAACGAAGUCAAGAUGUCUCGUGCGCUCGAAAAAGUUGCCGGGGAGGUUGGAGCCAAGUCUAUCCAAGCCGCUCCCUACUGCUUCCCUAUCGUCGGCGGACGCAAAAUAGAACAUCUGGUGGCCAAUGUCGAGGCUCUUGACAUCUCUCUUUCGCCAGAACAGAUUAGUUAUCUUGAGAGCGUGGUUCUAUUUGAGCUGGGCUUCCCGUCAGCAAUGAUUGGUGAUGGCUCCGAGCAAAGAUUCAUGCUCAAGUCUGCGGGUCGUCUUGUUCCUCUGCCGCGUGUUCAACCCUUGCGCCGCACGGAAGAUUAA
This is a messenger RNA of Mycena indigotica, 1158 nucleotides long. RefSeq names its product Aldo-ket-red domain-containing protein. The transcript has 6 exons. Bases 1 to 1158 code for a protein of 385 amino acids. NCBI's taxonomy places the organism in Eukaryota, Fungi, Basidiomycota, Agaricomycetes, Agaricales, Mycenaceae. The record is from RefSeq and is a predicted model, not a curated record.